Messenger RNA from Antechinus flavipes (yellow-footed antechinus), 2904 nucleotides. It is a transcript of the gene GLCCI1, whose product is annotated as glucocorticoid induced 1. Gene Ontology annotation, cellular component: cytoplasm. The record is from RefSeq and is a predicted model, not a curated record. The coding region runs from base 86 to 1492 and encodes 468 amino acids. The transcript is spliced from 8 exons. Lineage: Eukaryota; Metazoa; Chordata; Mammalia; Dasyuromorphia; Dasyuridae.
CCCGCCCACGCCCGCCGGGCACGCGCCCUCGCUCCCGCGGCGCGCCCUCCCCUCUGUCCUCCUCGCCCCCUCCCCUUCCCGGGCCAUGUCGGCAGCGGCGGCGGCUGGGGGCUCAGUGGGCUCGGCUGGGGGUCCCGGCCCCGGCCCCGCGCAGCCCCCGCCCCCGCCGCCCCCCGCCGGGCCCCGGAUGCGGCGCAGCGCCGCCAGCUCCCCCACGGCCCCGGGCGCCGGCCGCCUGCUGCAGCCCAUCCGCGCCACAGUGCCCUUCCAGCUGCUGCGUGGGGGGCCCAGCCCUCCGGCCCCCGACCCCCCGAGGCCCCAGGGCCGUCCCCGGCGCAGGAGCGGCUCCCCGGAGCCCCGAGGCGACCGGCCCCAGUCUCAGCACGUGAGGACCUCCAGCUCCAUCAGACGAACCUCUUCUCUGGACGCCAUCACGGGACCUUACCUCACCGGGCAGUGGCCGCGGGACCCCCACGGACCCUUCCCCUUGUGCAUGAAAGACAAGGCUACUCAGACCCCGAGCUGCUGGGCCGAAGAGGGGGCCGAGAAGAAAUCCCAUCAGCGAUCGGCAUCGUGGGGCAGCUCGGAUCAGCUGAAAGAGCAGAUCGCCAAGCUGAAGCAGCAGCUGCAGCGGGGCAAGCAGAGCAGCGGCCGGCACGGGCACCGAGACAAGGACCGGCACUCCCCCCUGCACGGUCACCCCGCGGCCGGCAGCCAGACGCAGGCUGCUGGCUCCAAGUGUGUCUCCGGUCCCAAGUCAGCCGUCUCCCGGGUACCCUGCAGCGUCGAAGGGAUCAGCCCGGAGCUGGAGAAGGUGUUCAUUAAGGACAGCAGCGCCAAGGAGGAAGGGGGCAAGCCCCUGGACGUUCCUGAUGGCCGUCGCGCCCCACCACCCGCCCAGUACCGCAGCAGCAGCAGCGGCACCCGCAGCGUAGACACGCAGACACCAUCGGUGCCGGAGCGCAGCAGCAGCUGCAGUAGCAGCCACUCGCCCUGCGUGUCUCAGGACGGCAGCCCGUGUUCCACCGAAGACUUGCUUUACGACCGCGACAAAGACAGCGGGAGCAGCUCGCCGCUGCCCAAGUACGCCUCCUCCCCCAAACCCAACAACAGCUACAUGUUCAAGCGGGAGCCCCCGGAGGGCUGCGAGCGAGUGAAGGUUUUUGAGGAGAUGGCGGCCCGCCAGCCCAUCUCGGCCCCUCUCUUCUCGUGUCCUGACAAAAACAAGGUGAACUUCAUCCCCACCGGCUCCGCCUUCUGCCCCGUGAGGCUCCUGGGGCCUCUCCUGCCCGCCUCGGACCUGGUGCUCAAGAGCUCCCCGGGCUCCGGCCAGAGCCCGAUUCUGAGCGCCCUGGCCGUCGAGCAGCUCUCGGCCCGGGUGGCCUUCUCCUCCCUGUCCGACGAUCCCGGCGCCGUGGACGCGGUGGCGGAGGUCACGCUGCCGCCGCCGGCCGAGGAGCGGGCCUCGUCCCAGAGCUACGUGGCCAUCUAAGGGGAGGGGGGUCCCAGCCCCGGGGGGCGGGAGCCCUUCUGGACCGCGGAGGACGAGCCCCGUGUCCUCGCCAGGGCCGGCCUGGACUUGAGCAUUUCUUCUGUUUGCGAGCGGCCCGCCUGUCGCCCGCCCAGACCGGGGCGUGUCCCGCGGUCCCUUCCCAGCCCUCCCGCGCCCGAAAGUUGCCUGUCCCACGGAAGCUGUCUGGCCGCGCUGUGUCCCGGGGAGACGCCGCGCUCCGGGGGUUGUGACGCGCACGAUGCCAAGGCCGCCGCGCCCUCCCUGGGCCUCGUUUCAGGUACUUCGGCCGAAGUCUAACUCAGGUAACUUGGAAUGUAAAUCUAAGGCGAGGACGGGGUCCCAGCGAGUCCCUCCCACGGACCCUCCCCCAGCCCAUCCCCCUCUGUGGGAAGGACGCGCCGGAGGGGGAGCGGGCCGGGCGGCCGGAGCCCUGGGCCCCCGCGGGGCGCUCUGAGAGCCGGGGCUGCCGCGGGCGGGGGCGCCCCGGUGGGAGGGCCGGAAGGCAGGGAUUUCCCCGGAAAGUCCCGCUCCCGGUCCGCAGGCUCCCGUGGCCUUCCCCUUGGGAAAUCGCGCCCGCCUCUUCUGGCUGAAGGGAACAAGCUGCUUUCUCGCCUCCGCCCUCCCCGGCUUCACGGAGCGCAGCCACGCUCGGGCCGAGGCGCUUCCGUCCCUGGAGAGCGGAUGUUCCGGGGGCGCUUCCCUAGUCUCGUGCCCCGUGUCUUUUGUCAGCGCGCGUUUCUGCCGGUCUCCUCCGCGGGGGGGUGUGAGGGAGGGGCCGCGGGGCCCGGGCUCUGGGGAAGCCGCGGGGUUUCCUUUGGCUCCUGGGAAGGAGGGAGGGGCCGCCUGCCUGUCACUCUCCAGGGAGGCUCCGCUCCCUAGCUCCCACCGACAGGGGCCGCCAUCCCCCCGCGGUUAUUCUGUCCGCCGGGAGAGCCUUUCACGGAGCAGGGACGGGACCCCCUUCUGCCAUUUUUGGGGGGCUUUGGAAUCAUUUUUUCGGUAAUGCUGUCAGGCCUCGAAGCAGGGAGGAAGGGCCGCUGGCGGUGUCCAGCGUCGGGGUGCCCGGGGCUGAGCUCCCCGAGAUUGGGCGCCAUCCCACGCCUCCCCUUUCCCGUGAGAAGCUAGCUAGUAGUCGUGCUGCCCGUUUGUCUAGUGCAUCCGAAGGCUUGGACGUGCCGCGGGGGAGCUUCCGCCUGUCCCCGGGAGCUCCCGGGAAGCUGCGGGGCCGGGGGCGUUUCCGAGGUGUCUGGGUCUUGUCCGUUGAGUCCUCUGAAGCCCGGGGCCCCGAGGCCGGGCUUUCUUUACGUGAGGACAGAUGUGGCUUUUGUUUUGUACUUUUCCAGUAGAGAAAUCCCCGUGUCUUAUUUAAAUAAAGCUAUUAGUAAAAAGGA